Messenger RNA from Aphanomyces astaci, 1583 nucleotides. RefSeq lists its product as hypothetical. The transcript has 8 exons. Gene Ontology annotation, cellular component: cytoplasm. Lineage: Eukaryota; Oomycota; Saprolegniomycetes; Saprolegniales; Verrucalvaceae. The record is from RefSeq and is a predicted model, not a curated record. Bases 27 to 1583 code for a protein of 518 amino acids.
CGAAGGUUGCGCAGAAAACUACCGCGAUGGAUCCUGCGAUGAUGGAGCAGUAUGCAGAUUGGCUGGACGACUUGGAGAAGUCCGACCCGAAGGCGUAUGGGCAAUUCAUCCAAGACAUGCAAGCAAAGAUGCAUGCAGCGGGUGGCGGCGACGACCCGAGUGCCGCAAUAGCAGCUGCCAUGCCGACGUCCGUUCCAGAUCAACUCAAGUUUCCCGGGAACAAGGUCAUGCAACGUAACGGCAUCGAAGAGCAGAAGGAAGGCAUGUACGUGGACGUCACGCCUGGCUUUGUCAUGAAGACGACCGAACAGCAGUCCAAGACCAAGUUGUUUGUGAACAUUUGCUCGUCGGACCAUAUCCAAAUCUUCUCCAAGAAGAAGCAGCUCGACGAGCACGGCGACGAGCAGGAAGGCAUCCACGUCCCGUUGAGUCUCGGACCUCCGCACGAAGUCGUGGAUCAUGCUCAGAAGACAUGCUUGGCGGUCGACGUCGCCGUCAACCCCGGGGUCUUGGACGACUGCAACAACGACGCAACCUUUCGACACUUUGUGUGCGAGUUGGCGCUGCAGUACUUGGCUGAAAAGUACAAAUUCGUGUGCGACCCCCAGUACAAACUGCCCAAGCUGUCGUACCGCGGGACGUUGCCGCCGUCGCGCCAUUACAUCCGCAAGACCCAGGCGCCCGUGAUCCAAGAAGUAUCGGCGGCUCCAUCCGCCAUCAUCCCUCCCCCAAAGGAACUUCAAACUCCCACAUGGCGCCUCUUUCACGGCCACUCGGACCAAGAAGAAUGCAUGAUCGUUCCUGCAUGUGAAGGCGGGCCGUUACCGACGCGCGACCGACUCGCCGCUGCCCCCGCCAUGUUGACGGCCGUGAUUGAGUUCCCUUCCACCUCUUUCCACUCGGGUCUCAAGACAAGUGACGCCAUGGACAUUCAGCUAAACGCAGAAUAUGUGGUGAUUGCCGCGGCGGGAUAUCACGAUGUUGCUCGGUUCUUGCCGUAUCCAAUUCAAGUAGACGCCGCCGUGGCAUCUGUCGCGGGGAGCAAGCUGACCCUCGUGCUCCCAGUCGACAAAGCGUGGACCCCUACCACUACUCGCGCCGACUCUACUUUGAAUCAAAAUAUCGUUGUAUGUCUACAUGUAAUCAAGGCUGACACCAACACGAUGUAUAUAUAUAUAUAUAUAUAUAUCGAUGGAAGGCUGUAUUUUAAGGUUCAUGAAGACGAGACGCUGCCCGAAGAUCGAUUCCACCAACGGGAUAUGAUGUCAAUGCACAUAUUGGACCAGCGGCGUCGGGAUAAAGCCCAGCAGGCCGCGAAAUCCGCCGCCGAUCGCGCCAGUCGCAAGGCGGACAACGAGAAAAAGCAAGCAGCUGCCCGCGCGGCCGGCAAAACGUGGGCGGAAAUGUACCCGACCGAGCCCGAGACGACGUUUGUGGACCUGAACGACCUGUUGGCCAAGUCGAACAGUACCGACGGAGCGCCAGUGUCCGAGGCGGCAGAUGCAGUCGCGAACCAGUGGAAGCAACAAGCAAACAAACACAUGCAGCUCAAGAGCUCGCUCGCGUUUGAAUUGCUAGAGUAG